This is a messenger RNA of Chara braunii, 807 nucleotides long. The record is from the annotation of a GenBank genome assembly. NCBI's taxonomy places the organism in Eukaryota, Viridiplantae, Streptophyta, Charophyceae, Charales, Characeae.
CCCAAGUUCCGUGGCGGAUAUUCGUGCGGCCUUCUGGGACCUAUGGUACCUAGGCGGGCACACCGUUACUUUCCACUGCCUGAGGAAAGACGGAGAAGUAUAAAAGGAGAGCGAGAGGUGCAGCUCCGCAUCAAACUGAAGAGGUGGGCGCAUUGACAGCGAGCUUCAGAGAGCGGAACCAACGCCACACUCAAUUGGUUCAGAGAGCUGCAGCAGGGAAGGAGCCGAGGAACUGGGUGAAGACAUUAAGUCCGGUGGAGCAGUAAAAGGCAGGUAGCGUUUCGAUAUAGCUAUCCGCCACAAUGAAGAGCGGCGUGGCUUUCCUCCCUUUUUGGGCAACCCUUGCGGUUGUGGAGGCGAUGAUGCUGGUCGGCUCCUUCAGUGGACCAGUCGAGGGCUGCCCUCCCCCGUCAUGGGUGAGGUCUCCGUACAUGUGCUGGAAAAACUCCGAUUACAACGAGGACACGUCCCUGAAGAUCAACUGCCGGAAAAAGUUCAAUGGAAUCGACGCUUCCACGCUCGAAGGCUGCCAGCGAAUCUGCACUCCUUGUCCUCACUGCUUUGGGCUGACGUGGAUUCCAAAAAAUAGACCCUACAAGGACGGCAACUACUGCUGUUUCCUCAAGAGGAAGGUGCUCUGCAACAAGCUCACGCGGCGGACUGGUUGGGUCACGUGCAAGUGGAUCGGCUACGACGGCGACUCUGCGGAUUCACCCGAAAACUGAGUGCAAAAACUCACCUAAUGUAAUUUUUAAGGAAGGCAGGAAUUAAGAUAAUUACAACGGACAACAAAGAAAGGCAGAAUUG